Parascedosporium putredinis is the source of this 891-nucleotide messenger RNA. The record is from the annotation of a GenBank genome assembly. Lineage: Eukaryota; Fungi; Ascomycota; Sordariomycetes; Microascales; Microascaceae.
AUGCCUAACCUGACCCCACCAGUCACGAGUGUAGCUAGGGCCUUGGAGUACAAGGCUGAGCUCGAGGCCAUUGAUCCCACUGUCAACUAUCUCAUGUCCCUCUUCCUUCAUCCCGAUGUCACCCCCGAAGUAAUCGCCGAGGCCGCAAAGGCCGGCAUUGCUGGUGUCAAGCUCUACCCUCAAGGCGUCACCACCAACUCCGAGAAUGGCGUGAGCGCCAUCGAGGACUACUUCCCCGUCUUCGCCGCCAUGGAGACCCACGAUAUUGUCCUCAAUCUCCACGGUGAGGCCGUCAAGAGCCCGGAGCCCGGCCUCAGCCUCGAGGAGGCCUUCCUCCCCAUGCUCAAGAAGAUCCACGAGGCGCACCCGAAGCUUCGCGUCGUGUUGGAGCACUGCUCAACCAAGGCCGCCGUCGCCGCCGUGCGCGCUUGCGGCCCCACCGUCAGCGCGACCAUUACCGCCCAUCAUCUCUUCCUCACCGGCGACAUCAGCCGCAUUAACCCCCAUGCAUUCUGCAAACCUAUCCCCAAAACUCCCGAGGACCGUGACGCCCUCCUCCAGGCCGUCGUAAGCGGCGAUACCAAGUUCUUUUUUGGCUCCGAUAGCGCCCCCACCCCCUUAUCAACAAGACGAAUUCCCAAGCCCCCGCCGGAGGCUACUGAGCGCGGAGUCCUCAACCCCGACGACGUCACCCAAGAUCGUCUCGAACAGUUCCUCAGCCUAUCUGGCCGAAAGUUCUACAAGCUCCCUCACGCGGCAGCCGAUCUGCCUAAGAUCAAGCUGCAAAGGGCUGGUUCCAGGAUCCCUUCCAAUAUUGGAAAUGAGGACGGUUCAUUGAGGAUUGGCCUAGUCCGGGCCGAGCACCCAAUCCUAAGCUUAGACUGGGCUUAG